UUUCACUCAGGUCUUAGAAACCCUAUUACGACUCCAAAUUUGAGAAACCUGCCAAGACACCUGUGUUAGUCCCUUGAAGAGAAAUUUUUUUAAGGUGUGUAGAAGUGUUUUUGAAGAGAGGUGCUUUUGACCCGUCUCUCUAAAAUAGAAAGGUUCAUAAAGGGUUAACAAGCUGAAAGAGGAAAAAGGAAGUUCCCUUCUGAUCACUGUGCUCCCAGGCUGACAGUGAGAUAGUGAAGUUUCCUGUUGAAAGAGUAGAGAAGUGCAGUCAGGCAUACUAUUCAAACAAGCCAGACACAGAAGUCUGGAGUAGAGGAUUCACUAAGAGUUUUAGUAAAGCUGCAAGAUAAAAAGCUUCACACUUUCAGUUUUGCCUUCAUCUGUAACAAAGCUUUCAUAUAGAGAGGCUAAACUAUCUUCCCUUUUUCUCUGAGGAAAAUCUGCUUCCUGCACAUGGAAGAAAACUGCUAGUCACCACAACUGGCAAUAUCAAAUACUAGUCAGUCAUAUACUAACCUGAGUGCGAUCAUGGCCCUAGUCCGGCUGUUCUACUCCCUCGCUGUGCUGCUCAAAUUGGCUCUGUCUGUGGACCAUGUACCUAUGCUGCUCUGGUCAACUCACAGCUCACUGUGGAACUCUGAAGCUGCUUUACAUGAGGGACACAUUAUCUCAAAGCAGGAGCUGCAUAUGCUGUUGCAACCUGUGUUUACCCAGGAUUCCAAGACCCUUGUCUUGUUCCUUCAAGAUACGCUUAGCAUCGAUGACUUCACGCAUUACAGUGAAUCUUAUGAAAAUGAGAAGCCAUUUCACAAUGUUCAGGAACUCCUUGAGUCUUCGUCAUCCUCUUUAGUUUUAUCGGCUGUUGAUUGUCAGGCUACCAGUUACCUUUUGGAUUAUCUUCAAGAAUCAAUGGAUUGGAAGCUAACAGACAUAGAUGAGUUUGAAGUAUCUAAGCUGGAAGUAGACACAUCCAAGCCCAACAUAUUUGUGAUAAGGCUACAGCCAAUCAACAGAUUAAAUGAUAUUUCUACUGCAAAGGCUUUCGCUGCAAAUGACAUAAUAAUUGGAAGACUGACUAGGAGUCUGCAAGAACAAGGAAUUCAGUUUUCAGUAAUUUAUACUGCAAUGAGACCUUCAAGGAUUCCCAGAAGACCCAAUGUAGUGUUGGAAUCAAGACGGCGACUCAUGGCCACUGAAGCCCAAGUGACAGAUGCAUACUAUCCACUGAAUGUGACCAAUGGAACCAGCACAUGCAUCCUUUUUUAUGCCAGUAAUUUCAGCCUCACAGCCAACAAAACAGUUCAUGCGGAUUUGACAAAUUUAACAUUUGUGUCCCGUAAGGUGGACUUCAGUUCAUCUGUUUGUUCAGACGCCAAUGCAACGUUGUCAUUGAACUAUACUGGGUUAGUGGAUGGAAUCAACAACCUAAAAAUAAGAUUUCUAAUGACCCAGAAGUUCUAUAAAGGCUCUGCUCGAAAAUGGUUUACUUUAGAUUCUGUCGAGAUUGCACAUGACAACCAAAUUGUCGCUAGAUUUAAUGUCUCCAUCAUCUCUGCUCCUGCUGAGUAUUCAUUUCAUUGUCAGCUGGUGGGAACCAGCAGUCUCUAUGGUGCAAAGCUGAUUCCAGCCAACACUGAAGCAAAGAACUGGGAUGUUUACCUUUCAGAGUUCCAAAUUCAAGGCUUCAAUAUUCAUAAUAACAUGUUUUCCUAUGCAAGCGACUGUACAUCUUUCUUCUCUCCUGGAAUCUGGAUGGGCUUGGUAACGUCAAUAGUUUUAUUAUGGAUCCUGACCUAUGGAAUCCACAUGAUCAUGCAGCUCACAACAAACAGUAGAUUUGAUGAUCCAAAAGGCCAAGCUCUGUCAGUUCCUCAAACAGAGUAGCAAUGGAUUGUUUUGAUAUUGCUUAAAUGUUUCUUAUUAGUAAGAUUAAGUUUUUGUCACGGUUAUUUUUAGUAAAAGUCAGGGACAGGUCACAGGCAAUAUAUAAACGUUCACAGAAGCACACAAUCUGUCUGUGACUUUUACCAAAAAUAAAGAGCGGGGACUGACUGCCAGGGGAAUGGACAGCCUGAGCCCACUAUCAGAGGAGGAGGGGGGCUGAAGCUGAAGAAGCCACAGAGAUUUGUUAAAAUCAUGGAAUCCGUGACCUCCAUGACUAAAUUAUAUCCUUACUUAUUAGUGAUGUGUGAUUUUUAUGUUCUUUAUGCUUUACAGUGAAUGUACUCUAAGCAGUUACUGUAAUAGAAAGGUUUAGUAAAACUCCACAAAUCUGGACAAUGAAAUCCUUCCUGAAAAAGGGAACCUUACUCUUGGCAACACUGAUGAUUCUACCAGCUGUUACCCAUUUGUUCAUAGCUGUCUGAGUUAGUCUACACUGCAAUUAAAAAGCCACUGGCAUCGAGUCUCAGAGCCCAGGUCAGCUGACUCAGGCUUGUGGGGCUCAGGCUGAGGGGCUAAAAGUUGCAGUGUAGAUGAUUGGGUAGAUGAUCGGGCUUGGGUAGGAUCCCAGGCUUUGAGGUUCCACAAGGCGGGAGGGUCUUAGCCCAAGCCCCAAUGUCUACACUGCAGUUUUAUAGCCUUGUAGUCCAAGAUCUGUGAGCCCGAGGCAGCUAACCCAGGCCAGCCACGGGUCUUUUAUCCCACUGUACAUGUACCCUUAAAGGCAUAAGGUGAAGUCAACGGCAGUCUGGACUCUAACCAGCCAUUAGAAAGAAAAGUAAGAACUUCCAGCAGAUUCAUUAUUCUUGGGAAGAAGAGAAGGAGGGGUGCUUAUUUUUUUUUAAAAAAGACAUUCCCCUGGUAUUUUGGAGAUAAUCUUCGAAAACAAAAUGUUUAUUGAGAAAUUGUUUAUUGAAACUUCUCAAGUCUCCUUUUAAGUUUUUUCCCCAAAGUAUAAAGAAUAUCACAAAAAAAGAUAUUAAUUACACAAGAGGCAAAAAGGUAAAGUUUUUUAUGACAACUGGCAUAUGUGUUUUAUUUUGGCAGUGUGAGUAACAGCAGAGAAAGUGGUAGAGAUACAUAAAUGAAGUGGAAGCAUGUUUUGAAAAGGUUUACUUUUUAAAAAAAAGACAACAUUAUUCAGACUACUCUUCAGAAAUGGCAGGAGCUUUGCAAAAAUGCGACUUCUAAAUUAUUGCUAGAAACUAAAGUUAAAUGGGAAUGAAAUAUUUAAAAAUGAAUAUUGGAAACAGAGAUUAAGAUAAUGUUAUCCUGUCAUGACAAAAAACAUAUUUUGGAUAUAUUUGAAGAAAAAAAUAAGCCUAGCAUUUGUAAAAGCCAAGGAGAGUUUGGUGCCUGACUCCCAUUUCAAUUUUAAUGGGAUUUUGCUGCUAACUCCCUUAAACACCUUUGAAAAUUCCAGCCUUAAAAGAGACUUGAAAAGGAUUUGUUGAAAACUGAAAACUUAUUUGUAGGGUUCCAAAAGGGGAAUCUUUCUUGCUGUUGUUCAGAAAUAUAUUAAGCCAUUUAUUGUAGAAAAAUACAAAGAUGUGGAAAAAAAUCAA
Molecule: messenger RNA, 3506 nt
Organism: Gopherus evgoodei (Goodes thornscrub tortoise)
Lineage: Eukaryota; Metazoa; Chordata; Testudines; Testudinidae
Product: V-type proton ATPase subunit S1-like
Exons: 11
Coding region: 529-1884 (451 amino acids)
Cellular component (GO): proton-transporting V-type ATPase complex
Source: RefSeq, a predicted model, not a curated record